Molecule: messenger RNA, 660 nt
Organism: Aphanomyces astaci
Lineage: Eukaryota; Oomycota; Saprolegniomycetes; Saprolegniales; Verrucalvaceae
Exons: 2
Coding region: 1-660 (219 amino acids)
Source: RefSeq, a predicted model, not a curated record
AUGGAACGUGUCCGUUCCAUCUGGAAAGAAACCAAGUCGGUAACCGUCGUCGAGACGGUUGACGUUGCCGAGGUGUCCCUCGACAAUGCCGUGAUUUGCGCUGCCCGCGUUGUGUGUGUGGCUGGUCAGGCCGUCUCGCUGGACGCGUCCUUCGACAGCAGCGCCGAUCAAAGUGUGGUGCAUCCCGCGACGCUGGCCAAACUCAAAAAGCAAGGCCGCAACGUCCUCGUGACCAAGCUCAAGACCCCCAUUAAGGUAAUGGUUUUUGUUGGCCCUGCCCACACCGUCACCGAGGAAGCCACGAUGGACCUGCGGUUCGAGAAGGACGCUGGCCCGGCGGUACUCGUACGCCUCUCAAUGGUAGGGUUUGCGGAGGCCGAGCCAAAACUAACUGUCGACUAUCUCGUCGCGGCCGUCCAGCCACUGGCCGUGCGCGCCCGUGUCAAGGAACUCAUGAAGUUGAACGAGAACCGCAGCCUCAAGAAGGACGCGCGCGAUUUCAAGCGCUGGCCGGCGGACUGCGUCGCUACGGCGAGUUCGAUGGCCGCGGCGGUACCCGCCACCGCCAAGCCCGACAAGUUGCCCGCGGCGACCAAGACCCCCAAGACUGGGAAGGCCCCCAAGGUCGUGGCCGUCGUGAAAGAAGACAAGAUCCCGUAG